AUGGGCCGGAACGGAUGGCGGCAUCAAGGACAGCAGCAGCCUUGGUCUUAUUGGCAAGGUGCUUGGUCUCCUCGCAAGGCCCCGUGGAAAGCACAGCCAGAUGGUCAGGAUGCUGCAGCAGGGAGGGGCAAGAACCCCUUCCCAACUUACGAUGGCAAGAAGCCGUCACCAUCGGAACCAAGUCGUCCUCUGGUGGAAACUGUGGACUGCAAGGAGGCCGCGUUCAUGCGGGAGCACAAGCGUUACUCCAGUGCUAUGCUGAAGAUAGAACAGGAUCUACAGGAAGCACUGCAACAGCAGGAAGCUGCCCGGCUGAAGGUCCGGGAAGUAGCCAUGGGGGCGCAGCCAGCUGCGGAUAUGGGUUCCCUUGCCGAAAGCCAAGAGUGGGAGAACAUGAUGCGGAACGCCAUGGAAGAUUUGGAGCCAGCGUCGCCAAUGACUGGUGUGCUGGAGAGAGCGCUUCUUCAGCAGGCCCCACCGUUGAGCACCGGACAGAGUGCUGCCCGAACCCCUUGCCCUGUUGUGGCGGUACCAGUUCAGGAGAGUGCCUCUGCAGCACCUGUGAUGAACGCAUACACAGCAAACAGCCCGGGGCCAUGUCUCAAGGACCCAUACAUGUCCUCGCCAAGUGGAGGCCUUGGAAGGACGCUGCAGUCAAGGCAAUCCUCGCCAGCUGGAGUUCCUUCCCACCCUGCUUCGGGACCGCUGGGUGGCAGGAAGUCGCCUCAUGCUCCCAGGGCCAAAGUCUCCGUCAAAGAAGCCACGAAGUCUGCGCCGUCUCAUCAGCCCCCAGAAGCUUCCUUGCGUGCCAAGCUGCAGGCCAAGCGAGCUGCGCUCCAGCCUUUUGGAGUGGAGCCUGCAACGGCGCCUCCUGUUGCGCAGUCGAGUGGACCAGGGACAGUGUCAAGCGCCGCGCUGGAGCUCAGCGAUUCAGACCUGGAGGAGCGGCCGCUGAGCAGCUUGGGGCCACCGUUGGGAGGGAUGGAGUGA
Messenger RNA from Symbiodinium natans, 990 nucleotides. Lineage: Eukaryota; Dinophyceae; Suessiales; Symbiodiniaceae. The record is from the annotation of a GenBank genome assembly.